AUGCACAUCUAUGAUGGCAAAGGGAUCUUCCAAGUAAGCAAAGGAAAGGCAAAGGCUGUUCUGACCAUAUACCCCACAUCCUCCCAGAUAUUCAGUGGAGAGUCUGUCACUCUCAGAUGUCACAUACAAAGGGGAGAAGUCACUGACUGGGAAUACACAUGGAGCAAGGAUGCUGUAGACUUAUUCAGUAGGGAGCAUAAAUAUGAGAUCAGUGAGGUUAUGAUUUCAAACAGUGGAGACUACUCGUGUCUGGGUAAACAUAUUGAUAAUGGGACGUAUUCUAUGUGGAGUGAUGCAGUCAGACUGACAGUGACAGCUCUUCCUGAAACUACACUGACCGUAAAUCCAAACCCUGCAUACAAUGGAGAAACAGUAACUCUGACUUGUUCAGUGGGAUCUGACAGUGGUUGGAUGUAUACAUGGUACAAAGACAACACUAAGAAAGUAGUGACCUUGUCUAGCAGACACACUACAACAGGAGCCACAUUCACCAUCAGUAGAGCUGCUGAGUCUGACCAGGGUCUCUACUGGUGUCAGGGAGAGAUCCAGUCCAGAUCCAUAUCAUCAAUCAUCAGUUAUCCUGUCACUAUCACUGUGAAAGCUCUGCCCACGGCCUCAGUGAAAGCCUCUCCACGGGGUCCCCUCUAUUCUGGAGAGACAGUCACUCUGCAGUGUGACAUAUCAGACUACAGAGACUGGACAUACCUCUGGCACAGAGACAACCAACAUCUUCCCAAUCUGACCAGUAAGACCAUCACCAUCUCUCUCCCUGACCAGGCUGGUCAGUACCAGUGUGAGGGGACAAGGAAUGGACAGCCCGAGAGGACAUAUCUCAGCUCAUCUCUCACCAUCGUUGUUGCUGCCCUGCCCAAAGCUUACCUGACCAUAACACCAAACCCUGUAUACAAUGGAGAGACAGUAACUCUGACGUGUUCAGUGGGGUCUGAUGGUGGCUGGAGGUAUACAUGGUACAAAGACAACACUAAGAAAGUAGUGACCUUGCCUGGCAGACACACAACAACAGGAGUCACCUUCACCAUAAAAAGAGCUGCUGAGUCUGACCAGGGUCUCUACUGGUGUCAGGGAGAGAUCCAGUCCAGAUCCAUAUCAUCAAUCAUCAGUGAUCCUGUCACUAUCACUGUGAAAGAUAAACCACAAGCUGUCCUGAGUGUCUCUCCUCAGUGGCUGAACCCUGGAGACUCAGUUACUCUGAGCUGUUGGGUUAAAGAGUCAUCUACAGGCUGGAGGUUCUUCUGGUACCGAACUGUUCCCUACACAGCUGGGUUACUCUCCCUAUCAGACAGGUCCUACUCUGUAGAGCCUCUAUCUGGCAAUCGGACUAGUGAAGACUCCUACACUCUGAUCCCUGCUGGUCCUAGUCACACAGGAGGAUAUUUGUGUAGAGCUGGGAGAGGAGACCCAGUCUAUGACACACUCUACAGUGAACCUCAGUUUCUCUGUGUUUCAGAUCCGCAACCAUCAGUGUCUCUCAAAAUAAGACCUAACAGAACUCAACACUUUACAUCAAAGUCUCUCUCACUAAGCUGUGAGGAGAAGAGGAACUCUACUGGAUGGAGACUGAAGAGAUACAGAGAGAAAGCAGUGGAGUCAGAGUGUGGCUCUAACUGGGGAUCAAAAGCAGGGUCCACAUGUACCAUCAGUUCCAUACGUAAAAAGGACAGUGGAGUGUACUGGUGUGAGUCUGGAUCAGGAGAGUACAGUAAUGCUGUCAACAUCACAGUGGAUGUUGGCAGUCUGAUCCUGGAGAACCCUCCCUAUCCCAUAACUGAGAGAGAGUCUGUGACUCUGAGCUGUACAAAUAGAUAUCAGGAAACAAAACCGAACCCCAAGGUUGAUUUCUACAAAGAUGGAGUUCUCAUCAGGAAUGAGACCACAGGAGAGAUGACCAUCCCUGCAGUUUCCAAGUCAGAUGAAGGCUCCUACAAGUGUAAAUCGAAUGGAAGAGAAUCACCAGAGAGUUGGGUGACAGUGAGAGGUGUAACUCCUGGACCCUCUACAUCAGUCCUAGUAGGAGUGGUUGUGGGCCUGGUUGUUGCUGGUGUUCUACUGGCCAUUCUCCUGGUACUGCUGUGUCGAUAUAAAAAUGCCGGAGGCCCCCCCAGCCCCAAAGCACCAACCUGGACCCCCAACAGGAUCAAGGAUCUACCCAGGGCCAGGCUCCUGAUGCUGGGUGGCGCUAACAUCUAUGAUACAAUCACGCGCUCAGACAGUAAUGCCAAUGAUGCUGGUGCUGCUACUGCUGGACCAAGUGAUGUGAUGUACGACCAGAUUCAACUCAAAGAGUUGGACAAGAAAAAGAAAAAAAUGACAUCUGAUCCAAAAGAAAAUCCAGUCUAUUCUGAGGUCAAGACGGGGAAGACCACAGCAGCAACUGGACCUGUUGAUGUGACCUAUGCUGAGGUUGACCUUAAACAGAAGGCCAAAGCCAAGAAGAAGAAAGAAACAUCAACCCCACCUGAGGCAGAUUCGGUCUAUUCUCAAUUGAAGCCAGUCACAGCCCCAGUAACAACGCUACCAGUGUCUGUGAAACACCAUGACCAUGAACCACACAACCAGCAGCAGCUAGGAAACACAUGCUCCAAAACCACCACCAUCAGACUGAUCAACACAGUGACAGACCCCAAACACACCCACGCCUCAUCUUCUAACUCUCAAGCUGAGUGA
Messenger RNA from Salvelinus namaycush (lake trout), 2685 nucleotides. RefSeq names its product sialoadhesin-like. NCBI's taxonomy places the organism in Eukaryota, Metazoa, Chordata, Actinopteri, Salmoniformes, Salmonidae. Gene Ontology annotation, molecular function: transmembrane signaling receptor activity. The transcript has 16 exons. Gene Ontology annotation, biological process: cell surface receptor signaling pathway. The coding region runs from base 1 to 2685 and encodes 894 amino acids. The record is from RefSeq and is a predicted model, not a curated record.